This is a messenger RNA of Salvia splendens (bonfire salvia), 1969 nucleotides long. Its product is annotated as hydroxyproline O-galactosyltransferase HPGT3. Gene Ontology annotation, cellular component: Golgi membrane. Bases 1250 to 1651 code for a protein of 133 amino acids. The record is from RefSeq and is a predicted model, not a curated record. The transcript is spliced from 10 exons. Gene Ontology annotation, molecular function: galactosyltransferase activity. NCBI's taxonomy places the organism in Eukaryota, Viridiplantae, Streptophyta, Magnoliopsida, Lamiales, Lamiaceae.
CUUAAAUCACCGAUUUGAAUCCUCUCGAGAUGAACCUCCACGAGCCGCGAGACUACACCGGCAAUCCCACCGAGCAAUUCUCCCCAAUCGUCAAAAUCUUCAGAUUCUUUGCAGCCGCGAUCAACUAUACGAAGAGCUCUGAGCGUUGUAGAGAUCCUUCAAGCUUAUCAUCCGCAACGCCGCGCCGCUUUCCCCGGCCGGAUCUGCUCGGCGGUGGUUCCGUUUGUGAUGGCGCGCAGGCGCUUCAUCGACAAUUCCUCGAGAAAUUUGCAGCGCUCGAGCAAUGCGUUCACGCCUCUAACCCCAAAGCUGCAUCCGCACGAGAACUCCCGUAGAUUCCGGUAGUUCUCCGCCAGAGCGGCCACCCCGCCGUAGGUGAGCUCGAGGAAGGUCAGGAGCUUCACUCUGGUGAGGCUCCGGCAGCUGAGCGAGAUCGAAAUCAAAGCCUCGUCGCCGAAGCUGAUGGAUCGGCGGUCGCAUUUCAAGGUCAAUUUAGUGACGGCGUCAAGAAAACAGCCGCGGAACGGCGGCAGACCAGGGAGGAGCGGUUCCGAUCGGCGGCUGCGGAGACUGAGUGGAAAAUUAAGGCCAAAGACUCAUCCGGUAGAUCCGAUGUGUAAUCAUACAACGAAACCGUCGUUCGAGUUGUGAAGCUAAAUCCGUUCCCAUCCAAAAGCGGCGAGGAUUGACCCUUUCACCUCUUUUUCCUUUGAGCUUCUGCACAAAUUUGGAUUUCGCUUCGGUUUCCAAUUGUGUGUUCGACGACAUGCUUACGACGUGGCCCCAUUUCUUCAAUUUUCCAUUAUCUUCUCAACCUCCGACUUCAAAAGCUUCUUAUACCUUAAGCAUUUGGGAUAUGAGGUUAACUAUGUCCGCAAUUUCACUGAUGUUGAUGACAAGAUUAUUGCCCGAGCGAAUGAGUGAGGUGAAGAUCCGAUUAGUUUGAGCAGAUGAUUUUGUGAGGAAUUUCAUCAGGACACGGCGUAUCUGAAUUGCCUUCCUCCUUCCGUGGAGCCUCGUGUCUCUGAUCACAUACCGCAAAUUAUUGCUAUGAUCAGACAGUUACUCGGAGUUACUGCUUGAAACUGCAUCAGACCGUGUUUAAAGCCCUAAUCGCGGUGAUAGCUUGGACUGCGGUAUUGCAGAGGAAAAGCGUGCAAAUGAAGACAUUCUGAUACUUGAUCAUCAUGAGGAGGCCCAGGAGGAAAUGCCCAAGAAAGUGAAAUUCUUCUUCAGCACGGCCGUCUAGAUGUGGGAUGCAGAGUUUUACAUAAAAGUUGACAACAAUAUUGAUUUGAAUUUCGAUGGCCAUACUGAGCUUCUCCGAAGCCAUCGUGAUAAAGAAAGUGCUUAUAUCGGCUGCUUGAAGUCUGGAGAUGUAGUAGUCGAAGAGGGAAAAACAUGGUACGAACCAGAAUGGUGGAAGUUUGGUGAUCAGAAAUCAGACUUCCGCCACGCAGCUGGUUCUAUCAUUGCACUCUCAAAAAAUUUGGUGCAGUACGUGCAUAUAAACAGUGCAUCGUUGAAGGCAUAUGCUCAUGACGAUGUUUAUGUGGGGUCGUGGAUGAUGGGUGUUAACACGACAUACAUAGAUGAAAGCCGUGUGUGCUGUAGUUACUCAGGGCAAGACAAGUUUUGCACCUUGGCUUGAGAAGGAUUUAGCUAGAGAUGAGAGAUCAUUCACCAUUCAUUUUUUUUACUGGUAAAUUGGCAUUACUUAUAGAAGGACUAGAGAAAGAUCAGAUUUAGAGGAAUACUUACUUUUUUUUCCUCUGUUGGUCCUGACUCCUGAUGGAUUUUUCUAGUUAAUGUUUUUGUAUUUACAAAGGCCAUUGUGAAUUGGGAUAGAGGAGCUGCUUGCUGGUUGUAGCCACUUAAAUAUGCAUGACUUGGAUUCAUGCUUUCCACAAUCUUAACUGUGAAUAUUAAGAAUGUGGUUAGAUGUUUCCAUUUUGAAGGAAGUCAGACA